AUGGACGAGAUCAUCUACGAGCUGCGCGAUCACAGCUCCGGCCUCAACUGCGGCCGCUGGGAUUACAUCUUCUCCUUCAUCAAGAAGUUCCGCAACCACCCCAACUUCGUCCUUCCCGAUCGCUCCGACGUCACCAUGACCGUGCCUUUCAUGGACUCCUACGUGAAGCUCCUUAUUAAGACCUGCCACCGUCGUGGCGUUCACGCCAUGGGUGGCAUGGCCGCACAGAUCCCCAUCAAGAACGACCCCGCCGCCAACGACAAGGCCAUGGAGAGUGUUCGCGCUGACAAGCUGCGCGAAGUGCGCGCCGGCCACGACGGCACCUGGGUUGCACACCCUGCACUUGCCGCGAUUGCCUCUGAUGUCUUCAACACCCACAUGCCCACCCCUAACCAGCUGUUCGUCCGCCGUGAGGAUGUCAACAUCACCGCCAACGACCUCCUCAACACCAACGUCCCUGGCAAGAUCACCGAGGAAGGUAUCCGCAAGAACCUGAACAUCGGCCUUAGCUACAUGGAAGGCUGGCUCCGCGGCGUCGGCUGCGUGCCCAUUAACUUCCUCAUGGAGGACGCCGCCACUGCCGAAGUUUCCCGCAGCCAGCUGUGGCAGUGGACCCGUCACAACGUCAGCACAGCCGAGGGCAAGCGCAUGGAUAAGGCCUUUGCGCUGCGUCUGCUGCAGGAGCAGGCUGAUAGUCUGGCGGCUAAGGGUGGCAAGGGCAAUAAGUACCAGCUUGCUGCUCGGUACUUUGCCGGCCAGGUUACUGGUGAAGACUACGCGGAUUUCUUGACCAGCUUGCUGUAUAACGAGAUCUCCUCUGCUGGUAGUGCUGCUAAGCUUUGA
Messenger RNA from Penicillium mononematosum, 843 nucleotides. RefSeq lists its product as uncharacterized. Gene Ontology annotation, molecular function: malate synthase activity. The transcript has a single exon. The record is from RefSeq and is a predicted model, not a curated record. Bases 1 to 843 code for a protein of 280 amino acids. Gene Ontology annotation, biological process: glyoxylate cycle. Gene Ontology annotation, cellular component: cytoplasm; peroxisomal matrix. NCBI's taxonomy places the organism in Eukaryota, Fungi, Ascomycota, Eurotiomycetes, Eurotiales, Aspergillaceae.